Messenger RNA from Rhincodon typus (whale shark), 875 nucleotides. RefSeq names its product dynactin subunit 1-like. The coding region runs from base 1 to 498 and encodes 165 amino acids. The transcript is spliced from 3 exons. The record is from RefSeq and is a predicted model, not a curated record. NCBI's taxonomy places the organism in Eukaryota, Metazoa, Chordata, Chondrichthyes, Orectolobiformes, Rhincodontidae. Gene Ontology annotation, cellular component: axon; spindle pole; kinetochore. Gene Ontology annotation, biological process: establishment of mitotic spindle orientation; nuclear migration.
AUGCGGAGUGGACAUGGAGAAUUUGUGGGAACUGACGUGCCUGUGUUCCAGGGUGAGGAGUUGAGUGAAGCGAGUGUACGACUUAGUCUGCUUGAGAAGAAACUGGACUGUUCCUCGAAAGAGGCUGAUGAUCGAGUGGAGAAAAUUCAGACAAAACUGGAAGAGACACAGGCUCUGCUCAAAAAGAAGGAGAAGGAGUUCGAUGAAACGAUGGAUGCUCUGCAGGCUGACAUUGACCAGCUGGAAUCUGAGAAGAUGGAAUUGAAGCAACGGCUCAGUAGCCAGUCAAAACGUACAAUUGAGGGACUGAGAGGAUCACCAGGCUCUGGCAUUGCCUCCAUAGUAACAGGUACAGGUGCAGUCCAGGUGGCAGGCGGCCCUGGUCCAGUUCAGAUCAAGGAUUCACCUUUACUCCUGCAGCACAUCGAUGCACUCCGACUCUCUGUCAAGCAACUGAAGAAUGAGAACAACCAGUUAAAGGUAUUGGGCAAAUUUUGAUCCCAGGAUUGGGUGUGUUGGGCAACACUACAACGGAGACAUGUUUUAUGUCCAUGGCUUUUGGUCAUGAUUGACAAGGCCAGUUUCCAUUGGCCAUCCAUGUUUCAAUGGAUUGGAGGGCAGCUAAUGUUUCUGAUUUCCAGCAUCCACGGUUCUUUCAGGGGUUGUAUUGUUUAGUGUUUUACCAAAUUGGUCUGGGAUGGCAGAACUGAUGUAUGAGAGACGAUUGAGUUGAUCAAGAUUGUACUCACUGGAGUUUAAAAGAAUCAGGGAGGAUCUCAUAGAAACCUCUAAAAUUCUAAGAGGACUAGACAGGUUAGAUUCUGGAAGGAUAUUUCUGAUACUGGGGGAGUCCAGAACCAGCAAAAGUCUUCAGU